This is a messenger RNA of Pollicipes pollicipes, 27392 nucleotides long. Its product is annotated as obscurin. The record is from RefSeq and is a predicted model, not a curated record. The transcript is spliced from 45 exons. The coding region runs from base 225 to 27065 and encodes 8946 amino acids. Lineage: Eukaryota; Metazoa; Arthropoda; Thecostraca; Pollicipedomorpha; Pollicipedidae. Gene Ontology annotation, molecular function: ATP binding; protein binding; protein kinase activity. Gene Ontology annotation, biological process: protein phosphorylation.
CGGAGGGCAGCGCGCGGCGGCGAGGCGCAGGCCGCCGCGCGAGCAGUGGCGACGAGGCUGGCGCGAGCGGCGACCGCCAGCCGGCCAAGCGGAGGAAGAGCGGCGCGGAGGAGCGGAGAAAGGGGAAGAGAACGGAGGAGGAAGCGGAUCUAGGUGAUAAGGGUGGUGCGAAGAAGAAAACGGGAGAAGAUGUCCUGGAGAGCGUUUCACGAACGGUGCGCUCUAUGAAGGAGGAGCAGGUAAAGGAGAGUGAAGACUUCUGGGGAAGCCAGAAAAUGGAUGAGGAUGAGGAUCAGUUGUUUGCUUCUCGUCGAGACAGGCGAGCUUUGCAGGAAAAAGCCAGGUUAGAAGGCGAAGAAGCCUCGCCUGGAAUGAUGAGACGAAAAUCAAAGGACGCCAAAGACAGUAUCACGAGCACAGUAAAAACUGUCAAGGAAGAACACACCAUGGAGAUGGAAGACGUUUGGAGUGAUAGCCACGAUCAUGGUGAUGAUGAAAAGAAAGUGCCGGGAGACGGCCAACGGAGAAAAAAGAGAACUCAGCAGAUGGACAGACGAAGAACGCACGAAACAUCGGCGGACGGUCGCGUGGAGAGUGUAUCAGAAAAAGUAACUAUUGUGAAACAGGACGAAACGAUUGAGAGCGAGGAUUCCAUAAGGGAUGUGAAGGGCAAACCAGAUGACUUACCUGACAGACGGAAGAGGACUAAGACCCGUGAUGAUGGCAAGAAGGCGACGGCAGGAAAGAAAACUGGGAAAGACGCGACAGACAUUGUGACGGAAACCACCAAGAGACUGACGAAAGAGGAAAAAACUGAGGAGGUGGACGUUUGGGAUGGCGAUGAUAGUGCUGGUGGCAGGCGACCAUCAGCCAAAACCGGAAAAACAAAAGGGAGGGACGUGCGAAUCCAGCAUGACGUGCAACGUGAUGAUGAAGACCACGGCUUACUGCACGAAAAGCGCGACGGCGAGUUCAUGAAAACCGUCUCUAAAACUGUGAAGACUAUGAAAGAGGAGCAGACCAAAGAAAGUGAAGACUUCUGGGGAGAGGACGCUCGUGGCGACGAUGCCCUUCCAGCAGAUAAAAAGCCUAUCGCUGAAAAGCAAGACGUUCGUACCCAGCGACCAAGACAGCGAGAUGAUAAAUCUGAUGUCAAGAAAGUCGUCUCGAAAACCGUUAAGUCCAUGAAACAGGAGCAGGUUGAGGAGAGCGAUGACUUCUGGGGAGAUGACGCACAUGCCGAUGAUAGGCUUGCACCCGAUAGGGGAAGAAAAGUGAAAAAGCAUAGCGCCCAGACCGAAGCUGAAACAUGGCACGAUACUGACAGGGGUCCUUUGGAAAAGAAACGAGGCGAUGAUUUCACGAAGAGGGUCUCGAAAACGGUCAAGUCCAUGAAGCACGAGCAAGUUAUGGAAAUCGAGGAUUUCUGGGGCGAUGACGCUAAUGCAGACGAUGAGUACACGCCUGACAAAACAAGGAAAGCCACAACAAAGACCAUUCAGAUUGAAAGUGAUGAAGGUCAGGAUCGUGCACAUGAAAAGGCACUGAAGAAGAAACCUGACGAUGAACUCACGAAGAGAGUUUCAAAAACUGUGAGGUCCUUGAAGGAGGAACAAGUCAAGGAAAGUGAGGAUUUCUGGGGAGAUGAUGCCCGUGCGGAAGACGAAUAUACGCCUGACAAAACCAGGAAAGCCACGACGCAGACCACUCAGACCAAAAGAGAUGAUAGUCAUGAUCACGGACAUGGAAAGGUACCGAAAAAGAAAUCCGACGAUGAGUUCACGAAGAGAGUUUCAAAAACUGUGAAAUCCAUGAUGGAGGAGCAAGUCAAGGAAAGUGAGGAUUUCUGGGGAGAUGAUGCCCAUGCUGAUGAUUCACUUACAUCUGAUAAAAUGAGAAAGGCUAAACCACAGACCAUUCAGACUGAACGUGACGAGAGGCAUGAUGAUGGGGAUGAAAAGGUGCUGAAGAAGAAACCCGACGAUGAGUUCACAAGGAGCGUUUCGAAAACUAUAAAGUCCAUGAAGGAGGAGCAGCUCACGGAGAGUGAGGAUUUCUGGGGAGACGAUUCACAACGUGAUGAUAGCUUUACGUCCGAGAAAGCAGAACCAGUCAAAAAGCGUGACGUUCGUAAGAGAAGCGAGGAUAAACCGGACGUUGUCGAUCAUGCCGUGAAAGAGAAGAGUGGUCAUGUUAGGAGGAGCUCGAAAACCAGGAAGAUCAUGCAUGAGGAAAAGAUCGAGGAGAUGGAAGAUUUUGGGGGAGAUGGUGUUCAUGCCGACAAAAGCAAGCCAAGCAAAAAACGAGACGUCCCGGUCCAACCAGCAGCAAAACCGCGCGAUGACACAGGGACGGGAACACCUGGUGACGACGUCCUCAUGCGCGUUUCGGAAACGGUGAGAACUAUGAAGGAGGAACAACUUCAAGAGAGUGACGAUUUCUGGGGUGAUACUGAACCUUCGGAUGACAGGGUGGCGCCGAAGAAAAUCAAGCCCGUUGGCGGCCAAGAUGCCAGUACACAGUUUGGCGAGGAGCCUCGUGGUGUUGACAAAGGUACGGCCACUGACAGGCCCGACGAUGUCAAACGAACCUCAAGAACGGUGAAGACCAAGCACGAGGAACAGGUCACACAGUUGGACGACUUCUGGGGCGAUGCGGCGGAUGGCGACGAUAGCUUCACGCCCGAGAAAGCCAGGCGGGCUGCGGAACGAGAAAUAGAAAUCAGACGUUCAGAACGCCCUGACGGCGUAAGUAAGGGGUCAGUGACGGAUCAACCCGAGGAUGCCUUCGUGAAAAGGAUUUCGAAGACCGUGAAGUCGAUGAAAGAAGAGCAAAUUCAAGAAAGUGAGGACUUUUGGGGAAAACCGAGGGAUGAAGAUAUGCUCCCAGACAAUGUCAAAAGAAAACGAGACCGGGCAUCAGAACUAUUGGAUGAUGCAGACACCAGUCAUCCUACAAAAUAUAAACCACAGGUCAGAGAGGGGAAUGACGUGGUAGAGAAGCUCACCAAGACCGUGAAGUCGAUGAAAACCGAAACACUGAAGGACUUUUCCGACAUGACCAACGUCCCCGCUGAGGGAUUGACACCCGAGGACGUAGGCGUGGGCCCUCAGGAUGCGGCAACACCGGGGCAGACGCAGCUGCCCCGGAAGCCGCUCAAGGACGGCGAGACGCCCAUCACCGACGCGGAGAUGCCUGAGGGGGACCAGCCGCGUCGACCUCGCGGCGACCGGCCCGCUGGUGACAGACGGGUGCCCUCCGACGACAAGGCCACCGCCGCAGACUGGCCAGCCGACGCGACCGCGACCGGCGGCUGGCCGGGCGACGACCUGGACCGCGUGAACGCGGCGCAGGUCGAGUCACUCCGGCGGCACAUGCAGGCCGACAGCGACCUCUUCUGGGGGCGGCGCGGCGACACGUGCCGCGUGCAGGAGAUCAGCAGCGAGCCCUGGGAGGACGAGCGGCGGCCGGGUCGCCGGCCGCUCAGUCAGCAGUCCGGGCUCGUGCAGGAGGUGGACACGGACGACGGCGGAAGCGAGCCCAGCAGCCUGGCCGCGCCUCCCGCCGAUGGUCGGCAACGGCAGACGCACUACCAGCAGGUCAUCACCACCGUGAUACAAGAUAACGGGGAGCGUGUAACCACGAGGUCGCACGUGAUGGAGAGCUCUGCCGGUGAGUACGGCCUAUCACCUCUGGUGGCUGAGGAGGUGCCCGUGGAGGCGGGCCGGCGGCGGCGGCGGCGGGACGACCGCCGGCCGGGCGAGCUGCCGGCCGACGACACCCUACACCGUAGGGAGGAGGUCACCACCUCUCACGUCCAGGUGCUACAGGACAGGUCCACCGGGACAUCGGUGCCCGAGAGGGACGUCGCGACGCCAGGGGACAAGGCCACGAAAGGUACCCCGCGAGACCGCGAUGUCCCAGUGCGGCAAGAUAAGGACAGUGAGACCCCAGCUUAUGAUCGGGAAGUUCCGAUUACGAAGGAUAGGCCAGGGAAGGGUGCGGCUCCCGACAAAGAUGUCCCAGUGCGGCACGAUACGGACAGUGAGACCCCAGCUUCUGAUCGGGACGUGCCGUUUAGGAAGGAUAGGCCAGGGAAGGGUGCGGCUCCCGACAAAGAUGUGCCAGUGCGGCAAGAUACGGACAGUGAGACCCCAGCUUAUGAUCGGGACGUGCCGAUUACGAAGGAUAGGCCAGGGAAAGAUGCAGCUCCGGACAAAGAUGUGCCAGUGCUGCAAGACGUGGAGACAGAGACUGGUCUGCCUUAUCGGAAGGCUCCAGUGGCUCAAGAUGGAAGAAUAAAAGAUGUAGCUGCUGACAGGGAUGUUGCAGUGGUGCAGGAUGAGAAGGUUACAGGCUCUGUCCCCGACCGGGACGUCCCGGUAACACAGGACAGAGGAGUCAAGGACACGUUACGCGAUCAAGACGUCCCUUCGCUGCACGAGAAACCAACCAAAGAUACAGCAACCUACAGCAAGACCGACGACUUCUUGCAUCACAGGGAGGAGGUCAUAACCUCACGGGUGCGGGUGCUGGAAGACAGAACAAUCGAAACGGAAAAGCUGGAUAGCGGUGUCCCAGUGCUGCAAGACGCGGCUCCCACAGAUACAUCACUGGAGCGGGAUAUUCAAGUGUUGCAGGAUAAGGAGACGAGGACAGCAGCACCGACCCGGGACGUGCCGAUCGCGCCAACCCCCGACGAAACACUGGAUCGGGAUAUUCCAGUGCUGCGGGAUAAGGAGACGAGGCCAGCAGCACCGACCCGGGACGUGCCGAUCGCGCCAACCCCCGACGAAACACUGGAUCGGGAUAUUCCAGUGCUGCAGGAUAAGGAGACGAGGCCAGCAGCACCGACCCGGGACGUGCCGAUCGCGCCAAUCCCUGACGAAACACUGGAUCGGGAUAUUCAAGUGUUGCAGGAUAAGGAGACGAGGACAGCAGCACCGACCCGGGACGUGCCGAUCGCGCCAACCCCUGACGAAACACUGGAGCGGGAUAUUCCAGUGCUGCAGGAUAAGGAGACGAGGGCAGCAGCGCCCAUCCGGGACGUGCCGAUCGCGCCAACCCCUGACGAAACACUGGAUCGGGACAUUCCAGUGCUGCAGGAUAAGGAGACGAGGCCAGCAGCGCCCACUCGGGACGUACCGAUCGCGCCAACCCCUGACGAAACACUGGAUCGGGAUAUUCAAGUGUUGCAGGAUAAGGAGACGAGGACAGCAGCACCGACCCGGGACGUGCCGAUCGCGCCAACCCCUGACGAAACACUGGAGCGGGAUAUUCCAGUGCUGCAGGAUAAGGAGACGAGGUCAGCAGCGCCCACCCGGGACGUGCCGAUCGCGCCAACCCCUGACGAAACACUGGAUCGGGAUAUUCCAGUGCUGCAGGAUAAGGAGACGAGGCCAUCAGCGCCGACUCGGGACGUGCCGAUCGCGCCAACCCCUGACGAAACACUGGAUCGGGAUAUUCCAGUGCUGCAGGAUAAGGAGACGAGGCCAGCAGCGCCGACUCGGGACGUACCGAUCGCGCCAACCCCUGACGAAACACUGGAUCGGGAUAUUCCAGUGCUGCAGGAUAAGGAGACGAGGCCAGCAGCGCCCACUCGGGACGUACCGAUCGCGCCAACCCCCGGCGAAACGCUGGAUCGAGAUAUUCCAGUGCUGCAGGAUAAGGAGACGAGGCCAGCAGCGCCCACUCGGGACGUGCCGAUCGCACCAACCCCUGACGAAACACUGGAUCGAGAUAUUCCAGUGCUGCAGGAUAAGGAGACAAGGACAGCAGCACCGACCCGGGACGUGCCGAUCGCGCCAACCCCUGACGAAACACUGGAUCGGGACAUUCCAGUGCUGCAGGAUAAGGAGACAAGGACAGCAGCGCCCACCCGGGACGUGCCGAUCGCACCAACCCCUGACGAAACACUGGAUCGGGAUAUUCCAGUGCUGCAGGAUAAGGAGACGAGGACAGCAGCACCGACUCGGGACGUGCCGAUCGCGCCAACCCCUGACGAAACACUGGAUCGGGAUAUUCCAGUGCUGCAGGAUAAGGAGACGAGGCCAGCAGCACCGACCCGGGACGUGCCGAUCGCGCCAACCCCUGACGAAACACUGGAUCGGGACAUUCCAGUGUUGCAGGAUAAGGAGGCAAGGACAGCAGCGCCCACUCGGGACGUGCCGAUCGCGCCAACCCCUGACGAAACACUGGAUCGGGAUAUUCCAGUGUUGCAGGAUAAGGAGACGAGGACAGCAGCGCCCACUCGGGACGUGCCGAUCGCACCAACCCCUGACGAAACACUGGAUCGAGAUAUUCCAGUGCUGCAGGAUAAGGAGACGAGGACAGCAGCACCGACCCGGGACGUGCCGAUCGCGCCAACCCCUGACGAAACACUGGAUCGGGAUAUUCCAGUGCUGCAGGAUAAGGAGACGAGGCCAUCAGCGCCGACUCGGGACGUGCCGAUCGCGCCAACCCCUGACGAAACACUGGGUCGUGAUAUUCCAGUGCUGCAGGAUAAGGAGACAAGGACAGCAGCGCCCACCCGGGACGUGCCGAUCGCACCAACCCCUGACGAAACACUGGAUCGAGAUAUUCCAGUGCUGCAGGAUAAGGAGACGAAGCCAGCGGCGCCGACUCGGGAUAUCCCAAUCAGGAAGGGCCAAGACACCAAACCCGGCGCGCCCGAGAGGGACGCACCGGUGGUCCAUGAUGAAGAAACCUGGACGACGGCACCGGAUAAGAAAGUCCCGAUAACACAGGACAAAGCAACGACCAGGCCUGUCGCUCCUGAACGAGAAGUUCCAGUACUAGGGGAUGACGAGACCGGGUUGGCACCACGUAGGCCUGUUGCUGUGCGGAGGAGGCAGGCAAAGCAUUCUGAAAUCACCGAAGAUGUUGUGAUCGAUCGUUCAGUGACAGAUACGUUGCCUGCCGACGAUGACAAACGCGAUACCGCCAGGGAUGCUAUUUCAGGAGAAAGGAAACGGACGUCGGAUGAACAUAUAACCAGCGAUAUCACAGCCUUGGAUGAUAAGGAGUUCUUCUCGAGGCCUCAAAAGGGAGUUGACAGGAGCCCAGAACGUCCUCAAGAGGUACCAAAAUUACCCGAGACGGACGAUAAGCGUAAAAAAUCAGUGGUUAAAAAGCUGCACAAGAAAGCUGUUGAGUUAUCGGAAGAGGAACUGUCAGAGGAUGAGAAACCGAGACCGAAACGUAAAGAACGACGCAUCCCAAUCGCAGACGAGCAGUCCCUUGAGCCCCCGGAUAUCGAUAAACCCACCACGAUCAAGGCACAGCAGGACGCGGAUGUUGCCGUGGAGCCAAAAGAGAUUGUCACUGAUCACCCCGAGGAAUACGAGAAACCUGUCGCUAAAAUCAUUCGAAUUCAGACAGAUUACGAGCAAGUUGAAGAAGUCAUGGAAGGUGUUUAUGACGUUCAUAAAUCCGUUUCCGAUGUAACGAUACCAGAAAGGGAUUCUUCGCCGUUGGAGCAGCGAGAGAUUGUUACCGCCGAAGAGGUAGAAACCUCAUCUGACACCAGCAAAUCGACGGUCGUGGCAGCUUCGGCCAGUCAGGAACAGGAGCGACCGCGUGCAGACGACCUGGCGACGCCCGUUUACAUGGACGGCAGUUCCGAGACGGCGCCUGAAUCGCGCUCCAAGCCUGAUGUAACGAGACAGCGGACAGACGUUGAGGAGACGGCCGCCGUGGAUCAGGCUCUUGUGAGGGAUGAACAAAUGCCAGACGUUGCUGGUCCGAGAGACCGUGACACCGUGGUGCGUGACAGAGACACUCGGCCCGCGCCAGAUGAUCGUGUUGAUGCUGAAUCACAGACCCCUGGGGAUCAAAAGGACACUGAUCAGCUGCGUCCAAUGAAGAAGGCUACCGACGUAACUCGACAGGUAGACCUUGAUGAAUUCGAUGUUGAAACUGAAGAGGUGUACCAGAUCACUGAAGACGCCGAUGUGUCAGGCAAUGAGCCCACAUCAACCAGCCGCCCUAAGACGCAUGACUCCAAAAUUCCAGCAGAAGACACCAUGCAGUCGCAGAAGCCCGAGGACUCUGGACACGACUUCUGGUCACAGCUAGCCCCGGAAGACGUGGAACCUGACGUGGAGAAAGCAAGGGCCCUAAGGGAGAGGAUAAUUCCUGUUCUGCAGGAUGACACGAACCUCGACUUGAAGGUACCUGAAAAACAACAAGCAGAUGAGGAUGGGGUAAAACCAAGAGGAGUUGGAGAUGGCUUCUGGUCCCCAGAAACCUUAGAAGAACAUGAUGCGCCGGUUCCCAAGGGUAAGGUAGAAGGUAAAACGAUCGCCCCAGUUCCAAGCGAACCAGUUCCCCCCAAAUCUGAAGAUGUAAGCGAAAGUAAGCCAACAAUCCCAAAAGAAAGAGCUGCUCCGGAAUCAAAGCCUGGAGAACCCGUGGCAGCAACUUUAGCCCAAUACCCCGAGACCGCGGACCGGGUCACAAAGGAAAGGCCGGACUCUGACCUUGGAGUGACUGAAAAGGUCGAUGAGGUCGAAGAUUUCUGGUCGCAAAUAACUGACAGAAGGGAAGAAAUGGAGGACGACAAAGCCAGGGCCUUCAGGGAACGAAUCAUUCCGAUUGAAACGGACCUGGCCGCUCCUGACUCACCUGAGGACUCCAAAAGAAAAUCGAAGCCUGUCGCCGGUGAUCAGGUUGCAAAGCCAGCAAGUCCAGUAACCAAGAAGCAUGAGACUAAAGCGCCUGGUGACGAAGACUCACAGCUGGUAGAACAAGGUAUCUCCCCGUCGGACAUUGCCACGGAACCAGAAGAACCUCAUGCUGACAGGCCCAGUGCCCGGAAGGAAAAAAUUGUUCCGGUGCUCCUGGAUGGAGUUUCUCCCGACACUACAGCUGAAGGUCCGCAGAGAUCAGAGCUAGACGGCAUACCUCACGAUGAUAGCCCUACGAAAGAUCAGCCGGUCGCCGUUUCGCCUCGCAAGCCUGUCUCUGAAAUACCUAAGGAUGACAUUCGGUCCAAGAAAACUGUAGCAGUUGAAGAGGGAGAUUUCUGGUCACAGAUUGUCGAGGAAACUGAAGAGACACUUGUUGGCAAAGCCAAGGCCUUGAAAGAAAGAAUUAUUCCGGUACUAGAGGAAGAAACAUCACCUGAUGUGAUAGGUCAAGCUCCACAAAAAUCAGAAAUCCACCAAAAGCCACUUGACGCUGAGACUGCAAAAACCGAUAUCAUCAGUGCUUCCCCCAAAAGCCCUGACUCUGAAACACCGGAAGAGAGGAAGGGGUCACCUUUGAAGAGAGAGGAGAAUGAUUUCUGGUCACAAAUUGUCGAGGAGGUCGAAGAAACGGUGGUCGGCAAAGGUAAGGUUCCACGAGAGGUAGACGUACCAUUAGAUCUGGACGAAAGGCCACGUGACACAACCACGGUUCGUCCUCAUAAAUCGGUACAAGAUGAAGAACCUGUUGGAGAUCAGCCUUCAAAGCACGAACCCGUCGCCGUGUCAUCCCAAAAACCGGUUCCUGAAAUGCCUGAAGAAGACAGACCAUCUGUGAAGCCAGAGAAAGUUGGCGUAGAAUUCUCGUCACAGGAUGUGGACGUGACUGAUAAAACUCCCCUACGAAAAAGGAAGCCUUCAAAGGAAAGAAUUGCCCCCGUGCUCCUGGACGAGACUUCCCCAGACGCAACGGUGGAAAGUCCAGCGGAAGCAACACGGGAUGACGUAGCCCCGGAUAGUGCCAAACCAAAGAAGGUCAAACCGGUCGAUACUUUGCCGAUGAGUUCUGAUUCGGAAACCCCAGAGCUCAGUGAAAGGCCAGCUGAAAAGCCUAGAAUCGUUCCAGAAGGUGAUUUUUGGUCACAGAUCACCGAGAAAGCCGAGGACACACCUGUUGAAGAGGCAAAAUCCACCAGGAAAAGGACCGGGCCUGUUAUGCCGGAUGACACGGUUCCCGACACAAGGGAUACAGCGCAGUUGGACACAAAGCGCGGCGAUAUUUCUAUGCCUGACGAUCAAAUGAAGGGAAAGCCUGUUAGUGCGCCUUCAAAGCGUCCAGACUCCAAGCUGCCAUCUGAUGAAGUCGCCGAAUCUGAAAGUGCUGAAGAUCAUGACUUUUGGUCUCAGAUUGCCACAGAAAGUGAAGAAACUGGUGUUCACAAGGCGGCGGCUGUUCGCGAAAGAUUAGUGACGAUUCUUCAGGACGAGAAUGUUCCUGUUUCUGAGGACACUGGCCGACCAAAGUUAAAGGAAGGCGACAUUACUGGUACUGAAACUCAGGAGCCCAUGGAAAAACCACGUAUUCGUGCAAAAGAAAAGCCUGAAGCUGGCAUCUCAGUCGACGAAGGCGUGCCGGUGGAGACGGUAGAGGUGUGUCAGGUCUCGUCACAAGUGGAUGAGACAGAAGAGAUUUUCACUGACAAUGCCAAGAGGACAAAGGACAGGAUGGUCCCAGUUCUCAUGGACGAGUCUCUACCUGACACAAAAGGAGUUGGCGAACAUAAACCAAGGCUUGAUGACGUUUCUCCUGAUAGCGAUAAACCUGCAAAACUGAAACCGAGUAGGGUUGGGUCCAAAGAACCUGAGCCUGGAGUACAGGAGGAAAAAGGAAAGGAAGCAAGGAAAGGGAAGGAAGGAAAGGUCAGUGAUCUCCCAUCAAAAGAAUAUCGCCCCAUUCAGCCUGAAGUUGAGGAGGUUCAUCCUGAUAAGCCCGGCAAGGUUAUUGACGAAGACAUUGAGACGAAACUGAUCCGUGACCGUGAUGAUAUCAAGGUCGGCAAGGUCAGGGCUGUAGAAGACAGUGAUACUACCCCUGUUUCUGAGGAAGUCAGUGGAGAGAAACCGAAACCAGAUGAUACAGUCAUCGAUGACAGGGUUCCGAAGAUGAAAUCGGAUAGGCCCCAUUCAAGGAGACCAGAGGGUGGCGUCCCAAGCAGUGAGGACCUGCAGCACGGGAAAGCCGAGGAGGUAGACUUCUGGUCACAAAUUCCCAAGGGAAAUGAAGACAUAGGCGAGGAAACGCAUGUUGACGAAGUUGUUGUCGUUACGGAAAGAACUGUCCAAGUUCUCAAGGACGAAAUCAUUCCUGUCGACAAGGAUACAGUCAAACACAGAGCAAAACCAGAGGAAUUACCUGCUGCACUUGUUCGACCAGCAAAGGAGAAACAAUUAGCUUCGACUUGUGAGGAGAUCGAUUCCGAAACUCCAGCUGAUUUGGACGCUCACCCAGACAUCAAGGAGGGUGGUCUUCGAGACCGGGCUUCGCCAGUUUUGGAGGAUGCUGACCACCCGAAGCAAAAACAGGGUGAAAUGGCCAUCCCCGACGAUCAGGCGACGAAGGUAGAACCAGCUAGUACUCCUACUGGACUGCCCGAGUCUAGGACUAUACCGGAGGACCGCGCUCAGGUCGAGAUCACUGAAGAGGGCGAUUUUUGGGCCCAAAUAGCUGCAGAAAGUGAGACGGUGGCCGUCGACAAAGCGAGAGCUGUGAGGGGAAAAGGUGCCGCAGUUCUCGAGGAUGAUGUGGUUCCCGAUACCGCUGAUACCGGCAAACCUAAAACAAAGCCUGACAAAAUACCUGUCACGCAUGGUCGUGUAGCAGUGGAACAGCCAAGUAUCUCGUCAAGGCAGAUUGAGCCUGAUUUGCCAUCUGAGAGAGGCGUGCCAACAGAGACCGUAGAGGAGAAGGAGAUGUUGCCAGACAUUGCCAAGGACAAAGAAAAGACACCUCAUGGUAAACCUAAAGCCACGAGGAAAAGUAUGUCACCAGUUCGUCAGGAUGAAUCUGUACCUGAAAUCAAGGUUGAUGACAAAGAGAAACCCAGGAUAGCUGGCGUAGCACCUGGUGAUGAUGAACGCACAGAUAUGAAACCGGGUGGCACUCCAUCCGAGAAUCUGAAACCCAAAAUACCUGACGCCAAGGAUAUUGAGUCUCUGAGACGCGAAAAGCCUGAGGAAGAAGAUGCACCAGAAACAGAGGUUUGUGAUGAGCAACAACCGAGACUCGAUGAUGUUGGUCCUCACAGCAGUAUGCCUGUAAAAGACAAACCAACUGAGACUUCCUCCAAAAAACCUGCAUCCAAAAUACCCAUCGAAGAGGAUAGCCAGUCUUUGGAACUUGAGGUGGUCGAUCAGGUUGCAGGUACUGCUGAGAAAGUUGAAGAGACAUGUGCCGUCCAGGCAAAGGCCCCCAAAGAGCUGGUCGUUCCAGUGCUACAGGACGAAGCAGGCACUGACAAGAAGACUAAGGAUCAGCAGAAACCCGAGUUUCCUGAAGGACCCCUCGAUGGUGACACGCCUACCAAGGCCCAGCCAGACAGUGCAAAGGAAAAGCCACCGCAACCUGAUGAGCCCAAGCAGGUUGAAGCUGAUGAUUUUUGGGCACAGAUAACCGGGGAAACUGAAAGUGCAGAUGAUGACAAAGCUGUGACUUUCAGAGACAAGGCAGUUCCAGCUCUGGACGAGGCUAUGAUAGGUGGUACACCAGCGAUAGGUACUACACCCGACACCAUUGUUGACGCAAGCGUUACCCCAGACACGAGCGCCCCUGCGGGCUCGAAACCCCCAGAGAAGAGCGGCAUGCAACCUGAAACCGUGGAAGAAGAUGUCCUGUCCCCUGUCCCCGAGAAAACAAGGUUGGUCGAAGAUGAUGAGACCAAGGUAGUCACCGAAGGCAUAGACCAGGUCCCACGAGAUGAAACUAGAAUUGACACGAAGCCUGAUGCUCAAGGCAAACCAAAGAUAGGCGAAAUGCAUGCCGAUAGAGAGCAACCUGAAAAGCUUGAACUGGAAGACGUUAAAGGUGUAGAAACGUUCGACGUGCCAGAAGAAACCGUACCCGCUGCAGGCGAUCAGGCAAUUCAUGCUCGCGAGCCCACGAAACAGAAACAUUUGAAACCAGAAGACGUAGCUGCUCCAAAACGGAAGGCCCCAGAAAUGCAGCCUAGCGGUGUUGCUCCACAACAACCUGACGAGGAAAUCCCAGACCAUAUUGAAGAGCCGCUCGACGAGGCCGGAGAACGCGAUUUCUGGUCGCAGAUGUCCAAGGACAGCGGGGAGACGGACGUUGAUAAGGCGAAGUCCUAUCCGGACAAAAUGGUCCCGGUCGUUGAAGAUGUGGCUGCUCCUGACUCAGAACAUCCAAGUCAGCUUAAAUCCAAGGGAGCCGACGUGUGCACUGAUACCGAGACAACGGCGGAGAAGCCAGUCAGCGCUCCGUCGCGCGAGCUCGAUUCCGAUACGGCAGGCGAAACCAUCCCCACUGGGGUGGCAGAAGAAGGCGAUUACUUGUUACGGGAUGCCGAACGAAUCAAAGAGACACAAAUGGAUCAAUCUAAACCAACCAGCAGGACAGUGCCUGACACACAGUCUGGCGGUGAACCUGAGGCGCCCCAGCACCCUGCGGACGCGGCUCCGCAGGUGAAGCCAAAGGACGUUUCGUCUGAGGCACCGGAGCCUGAAGUGCCAGAUGAGAAGGACACCCAUUCUGACAAGCCUGAGGCGGCUGAUGUUCGAGAUUUCUGGUCGGAAAUUGCCGACGAAGGUGAGGACACACCCUUUUUCAGGCCGGAGGAUAAACCGGAAAAGCCCGCUUCCGUUGUUGGCGAAGAGGAUGCUCCGGCCCCCACGGCUGUCAGCCUUGGAAAACCAGACCUGGCUGAUGUUAUCGAUGAAAAAUCGAAGAUGAAGACUGACAGUCUUCCUUCAAAAAAGGCAGAGUUAACGGAUGACAGGCCUUCGCAGAGGGAUGAGAAGGCAGACUUCUGGUCAGAACAAGCCGAGGACAGCGGCAAAACGGACGACUUGAAACCGCAAGCUGGAAAGGAAAAAAUGACACCGGUCUCUCAGGAAGACAUCCCAGAUGAGCCAAAGCCGGAGGUAAGUGAGCAAAAGCCAACAGCUGAUGAGAAACCUCCUUCAGAUAAAACUGCGGAAGUGAAGCCAAUUCCUGCUCAUCCAUUAACUGCUGGCGAUGAGCUGCCGGCUGAAGCAUCUCAGCCUAAAGCUGCUGAAGAGGUCGAUUUCUGGUCGCAAGUCGCUGAGAAAGUAGAAGAUACGGUUGACGAGGGCAUCCGUACCUCUGAGGUUAAAGAUCAGCGGGCACCAACGUCGCAUAAGACGGUGGUCGAAGGUGCACCGGUGGAACAGGGCGCUGUAGACGCAGAUAAAUUGCCCGCGGACCUGGGCGAAACGCUACCGUGCUUGCCUAAAACGGCUUCUGGAGAAGUCCCCGUUCCGUCGUCCCCGAGUUCCGUCGGCAAAAAAGUGGUGUUUGACGAUAGCCAGGUGCCUGUCGACGACCAGGGAUCCCCAGAUACGCCAAUGGCCCGACCUCCCCUGGAGAAAAAGGUUUCAUUCAGCUUUGACGAUUCAGAUAAGUUGGCGGACGCCAUCGGGCGUCAAGCAGAUGUUGCGGAUGAGAUUCCCGAGAAGCGAACCGACAGAAAGUUGAAAUCGCCUCCGCCAACACUCCCGCCGUCAGCACUGUUUGAGCCUGAAACAAUUGAGCCUCUUGCCGAGAAACUGCUCGCUGCAAAGCCCGAGUUACAGCAAAAGUCAGACUAUGGUGAGCUUGGGGUAGGAUUGGGCAAGGAGACUGUGUCAAGUGUGUCUUCCUUCGAUGAAGACAACAAUGCCGAGAAAGCAGAUGUGGGCACCGUGAGCGAUAGUGCAGAUGAAGUCGAAUGGGAAGAUGAUUCCAUUUCUAUACCGAUUCAAACGCCAGCGAAGGAACUGCCAGAUCAGGUGGACUCAAAAUCACCGCAUGAGAGGACAGACGACAAAAUCCUUUCAGACCAGGACCAGGACAAGCCAGCCGGUUUGCCUGAAAUCGGUCCAACACAGGUACGCGAUGAUAUGAAGCCUUUCGAAGCUGAUAGCAAAGAUGCGCCAAGACCAUUCAUCGACAAAAAAGAUGAAAAACCUUCCGAGAAGCCUGAUCAGUUAUUCCCGAAGCCGCAUGAUAAGGAGCAUAUCGAGGAAGCUCCUCGUAAAGACAGACCAACUGAAAAGGAUGCGGAAUAUCCAUCAAAGCCUGUUUCAGAGGCAGACGAGACACGUGAAGAGGUCGGUGCUGGUUCCUCCAAGCCGCAGCCGGACCAAAGGGCAAGCCUUUCCCCGACGGAAGGCGUCCCGACAGCUGAAAAACCAGGUGUGGACGGCAAGACGCCGCAAGCAGCUCGGAGUGCUCCGGAACGAAAGACGUCCCCCGAAAGGACCGGUGAAGGCCCCCCAGACACAGAAAGGCAACCCGAUAAACCUGAUCAAGAAUUAUCAAGACCACUUGGAAAAGAAAAGACUGAGAAAGAUUAUCCAGACGAGGAUAAACCGCACGAGAAACUUGAUCAGGAGCCUCAGAAAGCACGCGAUGAAAUGGCGGAUAGAGAUGUUCCAGUGACGGAUGUGUCGCCUGAGAGGCGGGCUCAGGAACCAUUGGACGAUGGACAGGCUCCUAAGGGUGCUCCUGAUAAAGAUAAGCCAUCGGAGAAACCUGGCGAUAGGCCAUCCAAGCCGCGAGACGAUGAAAAGGUGGUCCCAGCAGGGCGCGAAAAACCAGGCGACCUAUCAGAAAAAGAUUCUUCAAAGCCUCGUGGUGACGAACAGCGUGACAGGGAUGUCCCGCCUAAACGACAUCCGCCUGAGAAACCCGACCAUGCUGAAGAUAAGAAGUCACGACCAAGUCCCGCAGAGAAGGACCAACCACACUUGAAACCCGCAGCGGAUUUACCGAAACCGCAGGAUGACCGUGAUGCUAAGCACGAAAGGCCAGAUAGUCAUCCUCCAGACACUGACAAAGAGAAGUCAGCGCCAUAUGACCGUAAAGUUGCGGAUCGCCCUCCGGAAGGCCAUGAUCUCCACGAUCAGAACGUUCCGCGCGAUACCAAACGUCCGGAUCAUCGCCCCGGGGAAUAUGAUAUCCCUGGUCAUGAGAUUCCACACGAUACCAAGCACCCGGAUCAUCACCCAGGAGACUAUGAUGUCCCUGGUCAUAAGAUUCCGCAUGAUGCGAAGCACCCUGAUCAUCGCCCAGGGGAUUACGACAUCCCUGGUCAUAAGAUUCCGCACGAUACCAGGCGCCCGGAUCAUCGCCCCGGAGACUAUGAUGUCCCUGGUCAUAAGAUUCCGCACGAUACGAAGCACCCGGAUCGUCGCCCCGGAGAUUAUGAUAUCCAUGGCCAGAGAAUUCCGCACGAUGCCAAGCACCCGGAUCAUCGCCCAGGGGAUUACGAUAUCCCUGGUCAUAAGAUUCCGCACGAUACCAAGCACCCGGAUCAUCGCCCAGGGGAUUACGAUAUCCCUGGUCAUAAGAUUCCGCACGAUACGAAGAACCCAGAUCAUCGCCCCGGAGACUAUGAUAUCCAUGGGCAGAGAAUUCCGCACGAUACCAAGCACCCGGAUCAUCGCCCAGGGGAUUACGAUAUCCCUGGUCAUAAGAUUCCGCACGAUACGAAGCACCCAGAUCAUCGCCCCGGAGACUAUGAUAUCCAUGGGCAGAGAAUUCCGCACGAUACCAAGCACCCGGAUCAUCGCCCAGGGGAUUACGAUAUCCCUGGUCAUAAGAUUCCGCACGAUACGAAGCACCCUGAUCAUCGCCCCGGAGACUAUGAUAUCCAUGGCCAGAGAAUUCCGCACGAUACCAAGCACCCGGAUCAUCGCCCAGGGGAUUACGAUAUCCCUGGUCAUAAGAUUCCGCACGAUACGAAGCACCCUGAUCAUCGCCCCGGAGACUAUGAUAUCCACGGCCAGAGAAUUCCGCACGACACCAAGCACCCGGAUCAUCGCCCAGGGGAUUACGAUAUCCCUGGCCAUAGGAUUCCGCAAGAUACCAAGCACCCGGAUCAUCGCCCAGGGGAUUACGAUAUCCCCGGUCAUAAGAUUCCGCACGAUACCAAGCACCCUGAUCAUCGCCCCGGAGACUAUGAUAUCCACGGCCAGAGAAUUCCGCACGACACCAAGCACCCAGAUCAUCGCCCCGGAGACUAUGAUAUCCAUGGCCAGAGAAUUCCGCACGAUACCAAGCACCCGGAUCAUCGCCUAGGGGAUUACGAUAUCCCUGGUCAUAAGAUUCCGCACGAUACGAAGCACCCUGAUCAUCGCCCCGGAGACUAUGAUAUCCACGGCCAGAGAAUUCCGCACGAUACCAAGCACCCGGAUCAUCGCCCAGGGGAUUACGAUAUACCUGGUCAUAAGAUUCCGCACGAUACGAAGCACCCGGAUCGUCGCCCCAGAGACUAUGAUAUCCAUGGCCAGAGAAUUCCGCACGACACCAAGCACCCGGAUCGUCGCCCCGGAGACUAUGAUAUCCAUGGCCAGAGGAUUCCGCACGACACCAAGCACCCGGAUCAUCGCCCAGGGGAUUACGAUAUCCCUGGUCAUAAGCUUCCGCACGAUACCAAACACCCGGAUCAUCGCCCAGGGGAUUACGAUAUACCUGGUCAUAAGAUUCCGCACGAUACGAAGCACCCGGAUCGUCGCCCCGGAGACUAUGAUAUCCAUGGCCAGAGAAUUCCGCACGACACCAAGCACCCGGAUCAUCGCCCAGGGGAUUACGAUAUCCCUGGCCAUAGGAUUCCGCACGAUACCAAGCGCCCGGAUCGUCGCCCAGGGGAUUACGAUAUCCCUGGCCAUAAGAUUCCGCACGACACCAAGCACCCAGAUCGUCGCCCCGGAGACUAUGAUAUCCAUGGCCAGAGAAUUCCGCACGACACCAAGCACCCGGAUCAUCGCCCAGGGGAUUACGAUAUCCCUGGCCAUAGGAUUCCGCACGAUACCAAGCGCCCGGAUCGUCGCCCAGGGGAUUACGAUAUCCCUGGCCAUAGGAUUCCGCACGACACCAAGCACCCGGAUCGUCGCCCCGGAGACUAUGAUAUCCAUGGCCAGAGAAUUCCGCACGAUACCAAGCACCCGGAUCAUCGCCCAGGGGAUUACGAUAUCCCUGGCCAUAGGAUUCCGCACGAGACCAAGCACCUGGAUCGUCGCCCCGGAGACUAUGAUAUCCAUGGCCAAAGAAUUCCGCGCGAUACCAAGCACCCGGACCGUCGCCCAGGAGACUAUGACAUCCCUGGUCAUAAAAUACCGCACGAUACCAGGCACCCCGACCGUCGCCCCGGAGACUAUGAUAUCCAUGGUCAAAUAAUUCCGCACGAUACCAAGUACCCGGACCGUCGCCCAGGAGACUAUGACAUCCCUGGUCAUAGAAUACCGCACGAUACCAAGCACCCGGACCGUCGCCCCGGAGACUAUGAUAUCCAUGGCCAGAGAAUUCCGCACGAUACCAAGCACCCGGACCGUCGCCCCGGAGACUAUGAUAUCCAUGGCCGGAGAAUUCCGCACGAUACCAAGCACCCGGACCGUCGCCCAGGAGACUAUGACAUCCCUGGUCAUAGAAUUCCGCACGAUACCAAGCACCCGGACCGUCGCCCCGGAGACUAUGAUAUCCAUGGUCGAAGAAUUCCUCACGAUGCGAAGCAGCCUGGCCAUCGACCUGCAGGCUACGAUAUUUACGGCUAUGACCUUCCCAUGGCUGGCAAGCGACGGGAGGACCGUGUUGGACGCUACGACAUUCCUGACCGUGGGCGUGGCUCAGUGCCGGCACAUGGCCGCAUAGGCGUGGAUGUCGAGCCCGCGGACUAUGACAUCUACGGUUAUGUGCUUCUGGACUACAUGGACGGCAGUAAACAACCUGAGUAUCAUCGCAUAGGCUUCGAUGUGUUCGGGCGGAAGCCGUCCCGGGAUGGGAAAGAUCAAAUGCCUGCCGAUUAUGAUCUGCACGGCCUCGGCCCGCUCUAUGGGCUGCGAGGACCGGACUAUGAGCCCCACGGCUUUGAUAUGGACAGAGGUGGGGUGCCGCGGGAUGGAAAGGGACCGGAGCGUCGUCCCGGGGACCACGUCCCUGGGCAGAGGAUUCCUCACGAUGGCAAAGGAUCGGAGCGUCGCCCCGGAGGCUAUGACAUCCAUGGGCAGAGAAUCCCUCACGAUGGUAAAGGACCGGAGCGUCGUCCCGGAGACUAUGACAUCCAUGGGCAGAGAAUUCCUCACGAUGGUAAGGGACCGGAGCGUCGUCCCGGAGACUAUGACAUCCAUGGGCAGAGAAUUCCUCACGAUGGUAAGGGACCGGAGCGUCGUCCCGGAGACUAUGACAUCCAUGGGCAGAGAGUUCCUCACGAUGGUAAAGGACCGGAGCGUCGUCCCGGAGGCUAUGACAUCCAUGGCCGAAGAAUUCCUCACGACGGUCAGGGAAUGGGCCGCUAUCCUGGAGACUACAAAAUACCGCACGGCGGUCUUGGAUAUGAAGACAUUCCUGGCGAGUACAGCAUACUGGGGUAUAUAAUCGUCCCCGACACGGUCCGGCACGAGGGCCCCGACUACCCGCUGGUGCGGUACGACGUGUACGGCUACCGACUGCCGGAGGGGCCCGGCCCGGCCCGGCGUCCCGACGUCAGCCCCUCCGAGUACGACAUUUGCGGCCACGCUAUCCUGCACGAGCGCGCCGAGGCCGGCUCGCGCGACUACCGGCCCGUCGACUACGCCAUCUACGGGCGGCGCGCGCCGGCGGAGGGCGCGCCGGCGCCCGGCGAGCGCGGCCUGCUCGGCCACGUGACGCUCCGCGACUGGGAGACGGAGGCCGGGCCGCGGCCGGCGCAGUUCACGCUGCACGGUCGGCGCAUGCCGCAGGACGUGGUGCUGGCGUCCGGGCCGGACGCCGGCCUGUUCAGCCCGUGGGGCCGGCGCACCGGGCCGCCGCCGGGCCUGCGCAAGCUUCGCCUCGCCGACCUCGACACGGACAGCUUCCGGGCGCCCCCGGCGCGUCGCGUGCUCAACACGCGCUCGCGGCCCAAGACGCCGGCCGAGAUUGUGGCCGAGCUGACGGGCGGCGGCCGGUGGGUGACGAUCUGGCCCUCGCAGCCGCUGCCGCAGACCCGCACUGAGGGCGAGCUAGCGAUGCCGCAGAUUCUCACCAAGUUUACCGAUCUCAUCUGCUUCAUCACCGAGAACAAGAUCCUCACCAUUCAGGGCUACGGCAACCCGAUCCCUGAGCCUCACUGGAUGAUGGACGGCAACGAGAUUCACUCGUCGGAGAACUACGUAAUCCAGCAGGACGGCCACCGGUACCGGCUCAUCAUCCCCCGCGUCCGGUACGAGGACGCCGGCCAGUACCGGCUCACGCUCAAGAACCGCAUGGGCGAGGUCACCGAGCAGUGCAAACUCAUCGUCAAACCUCUGAGUGACCUGAAAGAGCCCCACUUCUUCACCCACCUGGUGGACAACGUCAAGCACAAGGGCGAAGAGACGGUCAUGAGCGUGGAGAUCCGAGGACAGCCUCAGCCCGAGAUCCGCUGGUACAAGGACGGUGUCGAGCUGGCGCCGGACACCAACAUCAUGAUGACUCAGGACGUGGACACGUGUGUGUACACGCUCAAGAUCCGUCGCACGUCCGACGACGACAUGGGCCUGUACACCUGCAAGGCCAUCAACGAACACGGCGAGGCCUCAGAGGAGUCACGUCUGGAGGUGCUCUUCAAGCCGGAGAUAUCAGGCCUGCGCGAGAUCGCCGUCGUCCCCGGCGAGAAGGCCGUCUUCCACGCCACGGUCAAGGCCAACCCCAAGUGCCGGCUCAAGUGGCAACACGACAAGGUGGACGUGAGGCCGACAGACAACGUGCGGGUGGAGACGGACACCGACUGCACGCGCACUACCCUGACGGUGGAGACGGUCGGCAUGGUGGACGGCGGCGUCUACAGCGUGGUGGCCGACAACGUGCACGGCGAGACGACGGGCAGCGGCGUGCUCCUGCUGCGCACGGCCGUGCCGACCUUCAAGAAGCGCCUGCUGAACACCGGCGCGCGGCUCGGCCAGAAGCUGCUGCUGGAGACGGUGGUGGUCGGCCUGCCGGUGCCCGACGUCACCUGGUUCAAGGACGACAAGCCGCUGACGGUGCAGCGGCUGGACGAGCAGACGUUCCGCUUCGAGGUGGACGAGGUCACGUCGCCCGACUACGGCGCCUACCGCGUGGUGGCCAUCAACUGCGUGGGCUCGGCGGAGAGCUCGUGCAAGGUGUCGGAGGAGGUGCUGCCGCCCGUCAUCGGCUCCCGGCUGCCCACCUUCUCCAAGAAGGAGGAGGGCGACACGCUGGUGCUGGAGGCCAAGGCCGACGGAAGCCCGGCGCCGGAGAUCACCUGGUACAAGGACGGCGAACCCCUGGGCCCGUCGGACCGCGUGCGGCUGGAGCGGCUGGACGACGGCACGGUCCGGCUCACGGUGGUGGACCUCCGGCCGGAGGAUGCCGGGCGGUACCGCAUGGUCGCCUCCAACGGCAACGGCGACGCCAGCACCGAGUCGGCCGUCACCGUGGACCGUGUGCCGCGGAAGCCACGCUUCGACCAGACCAUGGGCGACGUCACCGUGACCGAGGGCAAGCCGCUCAAGCUGGAGGCCAGGGUCACUGGCUACCCGCGGCCCGUGCUCAAAUGGCUGAAGAACGGACGCCCGCUGCACGGCUCCGAACACAUCUCCAUCACCACCACGCCGCAGGGCACCACCAUCAUGGAGAUCGAGAAGGCGGGACCAGAGGACGCCGGAACCUACUCCGUGCUCGCCGUCAGCGACCUCGGAGACGCCUCCAUCGACGCCGACGUCACCGUUGAACAAUUCUUGAGCCCAACCUGUAAGGUCACGUAUGCGCCGCACCGCAAGCCGCUGAUGCAGGACACGUUCCGCCCGGUGCGCGCCGUGGAGGGCUACCCGGCGCGCAUCGAAGGCAAGGUGUCGGGAUACCCGCCGCCCACCGUCGCCUGGUUCAAGGACGGCCAGCCGUUGAGCCCGGCCGACGGCGUGCGGCCCUACCUGCUGCCCGACGGCACGUUCGGGCUCGAGUUCGACGCCUGCCGGCCGGCCGACUCGGGCCGGUACACUGCCAAGAUCUCCAACCCCGAGGGCGAGGCCGAGGCGGAGACCAAGCUCGACGUCAUAGGCAAGCAGCGGCCGGGCGAGGACAGCGCGCCCGCCUUUACCUGUCCGCUGCGGGACUCGGAGGUGAAUGAGGGCAGCGUGCUGCUGCUGACGGCCGACGUGACGGGCAACCCGCUGCCGGACGUCACAUGGACACGUGACGGCGAGCCGCUGCCCCGUCACGAGCGGCUCUUCACCAGCUACGACGGCGAUAAGCUGACGCUGAUGCUGCGGCCGGCCCGGGUGGCCGACGCCGGCAAGUACCGCGUGGUGCUGACCAGCCCGCGGGGGCAGGCCGACUCGGCCGCCGACGUCCGCGUCAAGAAGACCUACGUGGCGCCGCACUUCCCGCAGAAGAUCACCGACCUGCAGCAGAUGCCCAAGUACGACGCCAAGUUCAUGGGCCGUGUAAUCGGCAUCCCGCGGCCGGACGUCGAGUGGUUCUUCAACGACAAGCCGUUGCGGCCGUCGGCCAAGUACAAGGUGAAGCGCGACGCCGACAUGUGCGCGCUGUACGUGCUGGACUGCACGCCCGAGGACGCCGGCGUCUACAGCUGCGUCGCCAGCAACGCCGACGGCUCGGCCAAGUGCUCCGCCACCCUCGAGGUGGUGGACCACAUUGUGCGCCGGCCGAAGCCGGAGCCGCCCUACUUCCUGAAGACUAUCGGCGACUGCGAGGUGUUCCCCGGCAUGCAGGGCAAGUUCACGGCCUGCGUGGCCGGCACGCCCGAGCCCGACUUCGAGUGGUACAGGGACGACAUGCGCAUGUACCCCAGUGACCGUAUCCUGAUGGAAGCGGACGGAUCCGGUCUGAUCCGGCUCAUCAUCAAACACGCCGACGAGGGCGACGCAGGCCGCUACAAGCUGAAGAUCUUCAACACGCACGGCGAGGCUGCCUGCGAAUCCGAGCUCUCCUACGACACCUUCGACAGCGGGCCGUCCAAGAACCUGAAGGACCAGUACGGCGCCCUGGAGCAGCAGCUCAAGUCUGGUGUGCCCAUGCCGCUCUCGGAUCGACCCAUCAUAUCCAGGAUGACGGACCGUCAGCUGACGCUGUCGUGGCGGCCGUCACCGACCGCCGGCCAGAGGAUCCCCGUCACCUAUCACGUGGAGAUGGCGGAGGUGCCGCGCGGAGAUUGGUUUACCGUCCGUUCAGGUGUGCGCGGGUGCUCGGUCGAGAUCCGCAAUCUGGAGCCCCACCGCGACUACAAGUUCCGCAUCAAGGUGGAGAACAAGUACGGCGUGAGCGAGCCUUCGCCUCACAUCACCACGCAGAGGGAGCGGCUGGUGCCCGAGCCGCCGGAGUCGGGCCCCUACCUGCCCGACGGCGAGCAGUUCAAGCCGGACAUCUCCUCCUACUUCCCGCGCGACUUCGACAUGGAGAAGUGGGCAGGAGGGCGCGCCCAUCCGCCCACGUUCCUGCGCCAGGAGCGCGGCACGCAGUACGGCGUGAAGGGCCACGGCGCCGACCUCAAGUGGUUCGUGUACGGCCACCCCAUGCCCGAUGUGCGCUUCACCUUCAACGGCGCGGACAUAGAGAUGGGCGGCCGGUACAGCCACAGCUUCACGCGCGCCGGCGAGCUCACGCUCUUCGUCAACAAGAUGCUGGAGCGCGACCAGGGCGUGUACGAGGCGAUCGUCUCCAACCCGCACGGCGAGGCUCGCCAGCGCGUCACCCUGCACGUGGCCGAGCACCCCCGCUUCACGCACACACCGGAGGAGGCGACCGUCAUGCAGCGCGACCAGGCGCGCUUCGAGGCGCGCGUGACAGGCGUGCCGCGCCCGGACAUCCGCUGGUACAAGGACUGGCUGCCGCUGGCGCCCUCCGACCGCGUGCGCAUCCACUGGAAGGAGCCGGACACGUGCGUGCUGCUCAUCAACGGCUGCGUGCCGCGCGACAACGGACUCUACUCCAUCAGCGCCACCAACGUGGCCGGCACCACCUCGGCCUCGGCGAUGCUGCACGUCGAGUACGACGAGGCCAUGUACAACUACAUCUCGUACUCGCCGGCGCGCUCCGUGCGGCCGCGCACCAAGGCCUUCGAGGACUUCUACAACGUGGGCGACGAGCUGGGCCGCGGCACUCAGGGCAUCACCUACCACGUAGUGGAGCGCAACAACGGCCGCAACUUCGCCGCCAAGUGCAUGAACGGCAAGGGCGAGCACCGCCAGGCGAUGAACAACGAGAUGUGGAUCAUGAACCAGCUGAGCGACCGCCACCUGGUGCGCCUGUACGACGCGUACGAGUCCCCGCGGCAGCUGAUCCUGGUGCAGGAGCUGUGCGCCGGCGGGGAGCUGCUGCCUGCGCUCUGCCGCCAGCCGACCUACACCGAGGCCGACAUCGCCAGCGUCGUGCGGCAGACGCUCUGGGGUCUGCAGCACAUGCACAGCAAGCACAUCGGCCACCUCGGGCUCACGCCUGGCGACAUCCUCUUCACCCGGCCCGGCGGCGACGAGAUCAAGCUGAUCGACUUCAGCUACUCGCGCCACAUCAACCCGCAGAAGCCAGAGCGGCUUGACUACGGCAUGCCGGAGUUCGUGGCGCCGGAGAUCGUGAACAGCGAGUGCGUGGGCCUGCCAGCCGACAUCUGGUCGGUGGGCGUCAUCACCUACCUCCUGCUGUCCGGAAUAUCGCCCUUCAGAGGCGAGAACGACCGCGAGACGCUGAAGAAGAUCCAGAGCGGCGAGAUGGACUACGACCUGGACGCGUUCUCGGGCGUCUCGGAGGAGGCUAAGGACUUCAUCGCCAAGCUGCUGGUGUUCGCGCCCGGCGAGCGCCUGGACGUGCGCAGCGCGCUGAGGCACCCCUGGCUCAAGUUCGCCGACCACGCGCCGCCCACAGUCAAGGAUGUCUCCACGGACCGGCUCAAGAUCUACCUGGAGAAGUUCAGGGACUGGUACCGGAACGCCUCGUGCCGCACGUGGUUCCGCCGGCGGCCGCUCAGCUCUGCGUUCACGCACCCGAGCUGCAUGGUGUACCCGCCGGACGUGGUGUACACGCCGCCGCCGUCGCCGGAGCCGACGCGGCGCGUCAAGUGGCAGCCGCCGCGCCUGGAGCCGGACGGACCCGACGGGCACGAGCCCAUCGAUACGGAGAUCGGCUGGGUCGGCACCGAGAGCCACUACCAGCAGGGUCCGGACACGUACCUGCUGCAGCUGCGCGACACGGGUCUGCCGUCCCGUCUGCGCGAGUACAUGAAGGUGGCGGCCGAGCGCUCCCCGUCGUACGCCCGGCGCGGCUGCGAGGACCCGCUCUUCGACCGCUCGCUGCCGAUCGUGCACGAGCGGCGCCGCUUCACCGACAUCAUGGACGAGGAGAUCGACGACGAGCGUAAGACGCGCAUCAGCCAGUACGACGCCGAGGCGCGGCCGCACGUGCCGCGCCGACUGCGCUACGAGAUGGGCACGCGCGCUGACGCCGUCGUCGAGGCCGAGACGCUGCUGGAGCAGCGGCGCGACGGACAGUUCCCGUUCUUCCGCGAGAAGCCGUCGGACACGGCCAUCCAGGAGGGGACGCCGUGCGAGAUCUCCUGCAUGGCCGUCGGAGAGCCCAAGCCAAUCGUGCAAUGGUUCAGGAAUGACAUCGUGAUCGGCGAGACGAAGCGGAUCAAGAUGGUGGAGGAGGACAACGGCCGGUCGCGGCUUCGCUUCGAGCCGGCGAUGGACUUCGACCAGGGCGUCUACAAGGUGGUGGCGCGCAACAGCGUCGGCCAGACCGUCACCAAGUGCCGCCUGUUCGUGGGCUCGGUGCCGGGCCUGGUGGACAUGCCGGAGCCGGUGGAGUACUCGGACACGGAGGUUAUGCUCCGCUGGAAAAUCCCGCAGGACUCUGGCCACACUCCCAUCCUCGCCUACGGCCUGCAGGUCAAGCAGACGUUGGACCACGAGUGGACGGACGUCGCCAACAAUAUCGACCACGAGUUCUUCUGCGUGCGCGGCCUGACGCCGGAGAGCAACUACCACUUCCACCUGAGGGCGUACAACAAGUUCGGCUGGGGGCCUUACAGCGUGCCCAGCCCGACCGUGCGCACGCGUAAACUCGGCUGGGAGCGCAAGGUGAUGGUGACGAAGGCGGAGAAGUACCUGCAGCAGCUGACCGAGUCGGGCCGCGCGCCGCUGGACCUGGAGGCACGUCCGACGCUUGACUACGCCGUCGAGGAGACCCCGGUGGAGCUGACCGACGGCUCGCCGGAGGGCAAGUACAGCUUCCUCGCCGAAAUCAACAGGGGGCGGUUCUCGCUGGUCGCCAAGUGUGUGGAGACGGCCACGGACCAGGUGCGCGCCGCCAAGAUCCUGGAGGCGGGCGAGGAGACGAGGGACGCUGCGCACGCCGAGUUCCGCGCGCUGCGCCACCUGCGCCACGAACGCGUCGCCGCGCUGUACGACGCCUACAGAAUGGACACCAAGUACGUGCUGAUCAUGGAGAAGCUGCAGGGUCUGGACAUCCUCACCUAUUUCCAGCUACGCCACGAGUACUCGGAGAACAUGGUGGCCACCGUGGUGACGCAGGUGCUGGACGCCCUGCAGUACCUGCACUGGCGCGGCGUGGCGCACCUGGACCUGCAGCCCGACAACGUGGUGCUCACCACGUGUCGCCGGGUGGACGUCAAGCUGGUGGACCUCGGCUCAGCGCAGCGCGUCACCAAGCUCGGCUGUCGCGUGCAGCGCUGCGGCAACCUCGAGUACUCCGCGCCCGAGCUGCUGGCCGACGAGCCGGCCUUCCCGAUGACGGACGUGUGGUCGCUGGGCGUCAUCACGUACCUGCUGCUGUCGGGCGUGACGCCCUUCCACGGCGACACCGACGCCGAGACGCGCCAGAACAUCCUGUUCGUCCGCUUCCGGUUCGAGUACCUGUACCGCGAGAUCACCACCGAGGCCACCCGCUUCCUCAUGCAGAUCUUCAAGCGCGCACCGAGCAAGCGGCCCACGUGCGAGGAGUGCUCCGAGCAUCGGUGGCUGCUCUCCAACGACUACAUGCUGAAGCGACGGGAGCGAGCCGUCUUCUUGGGCAACCGGCUGCGGGAGUACUCGGAGAAGUACCACCGCGAGAGGUUCGAGCAGGCCACCCAGAGCCCCGACCUGCUCUCCGGCUUCGGCAUGGGCCUGUCGCGCUCGCUCAGCGUCGAGAACAACGCCUACACCACCUUCUAGUGACGCGGCGGCGGCGAGGCCGCCCGCGCCGUCGGGGAGAUGUCGACCGCCCGCGUCCUGUCCCGCACGCGACCGCGCAGCCCAGUUUGUCAGAUGCACUCACCCUUGUGCCACCUCUUCUUCAGCUCUUGUCUCGGUAGUUCACACGCUAGGAAAGUUGUCCGCUAAUUCUCGUCCGCCAGAAGCCUGCUGUCGACGAUCGCUGGAGCUGGGUGUUCUCCGACGCGCCGACCCGCUUGAGAGUUGGGCGGUUUGUGGAUACGGUGAAGGUUUCUCUCCGGGUGUAACCGUAUGCGAUAUAUUGGUAAUACAUCGCUGUAUAAAGGA